Molecule: messenger RNA, 2304 nt
Organism: Drosophila simulans
Lineage: Eukaryota; Metazoa; Arthropoda; Insecta; Diptera; Drosophilidae
Gene: Or83a
Product: odorant receptor 83a
Exons: 3
Coding region: 840-2264 (474 amino acids)
Biological process (GO): sensory perception of smell; detection of chemical stimulus involved in sensory perception of smell
Cellular component (GO): plasma membrane
Molecular function (GO): olfactory receptor activity; odorant binding
Source: RefSeq, a predicted model, not a curated record
UGCCACAGUGCACAAUGCCACCCAUAUAUUUCAGUCGUCGCAUGUCGCCACUUUGUGCAACAUGCACAUUGAUCAACGGAGAGGCAAGUAUGUGGCAGUGUUCAGUGGGAGGAUGGAGGGCCCAGGACGGAUUCCUCCCGGCUGACUUAUUCCUCCGACAUAUUGGUUCCGUCCGUCCAUUGUUGCGUGCGCAUUUCAGCGUACGAAAUCAAGUGCUGCCAACAUAUCGCAGUCACGACUCCUCGGACAUGGUCAACUGGGCUUCAAUGGGAAGCGCUUUCCGUCCUCGACGGCUGGGUUUAUUUGGAAUUGAUGGCCCGUCGGCUGGCGGAUUGCACAGAACCCGUCUGUCUGAAUGGCUGGGUGGGUAAGUGGCGUUAUGACUCGUAGAGCCCAGUUGCCAAACUGUGCAAAACUUACAGCACAUUUCCGUUGGCCAACUCAGCCAACUGCUCUGGCCAAAAUCCAUGAAGCCGUUACCAAGCAUUCAUGUUUUGUAAGUGAAAAGGAAAGGAUGAUUUCAUGGGUAUGUCUGUAUAUUUAGUUUAUUUGUAAAAUAAAUGUCGGAAUAUCAAAGCAUAAACUUGGUCGCUUAAAUUAUUAACAAUUCCUUUGGAGUAUUCUUAUUUAAACAAAAGUUUUACCAACCGAGCUUAUCAUUUAUUCAUAUUAUCAGAAUAAAAAUAUAUUUUUCUUGGUGCUCGCUGCAACAUGUAAUUUAAAGUUUACUAAGUUGUGAACAUAUAAUUGAACAGUUUAUAGAAAUUUAGUCAUGAAACACAAAAAGCCAUAAAAGGGUUAGACAAAAGCCUUAGAUCUAAGUAAUAUUCUUGGUCACAAUGAAGAGCACAACCAAGGAAGAAAGGAUUAAGGACGACUCCAAGCGUCGCGACCUGUUCGUAUUUGUGAGGCAAACCAUGUGUGUAGCGGCCAUGUAUCCCUUUGGUUACUACGUGAAGGGAUCUGGAGUCCUGGCCGACCUGGUGCGAGUCUGCGACUUGGCCUACGAGCUCUUUAACUACUUCGUAUCGGUGCACAUAGCUGGCCUGUACAUCUGCACCAUUUACAUAAACUAUGGGCAAGGCGACCUGGACUUCUUCGUGAACUGCUUGAUACAAACCAUUAUUUAUCUGUGGACCAUAGCGAUGAAGCUCUACUUUCGGAGGUUCAGAACUGGCUUGCUGAAUGCCAUUCUGUCCAAAAUCAAUGAUGAGUACGAGCCACGUUCGGCUGUGGGAUUCAGCUUCGUCACAAUGGCGGGAUCCUAUCGGAUGUCCAAGCUAUUGAUCAAAACAUAUGUGUACUGCUGCUACGUAGGCACCAUUUUCUGGCUGGCUCUUCCCAUUGCCUACCGGGAUGGGAGUCUACCUCUCGCCUGCUGGUAUCCCUUCGACUAUACGGUGAGUUUUCGAUAUGCAUACACACAUAUGAACGGGAAAUGCUCAUCACUGCAUCAUUUCCAGCAACCUGGUGUCUAUGAGGUAGUGUUCCUCCUCCAGGCGAUGGGACAGAUCCAAGUGGCCGCAUCCUUCGCCUCCUCCAGUGGCCUGCAUAUGGUGCUUUGUGUGCUGAUAUCAGGGCAGUACGAUGUUCUCUUUUGCAGUCUCAAGAAUGUAUUGGCCAGCAGCUAUGUCCUUAUGGGAGCCAAUAUGGCGGAACUUAAUCAAUUGCAGGCUGAGCAAUCUGCGGCCGAUGCCGAGCCAGGUCAAUAUGCUUACUCCGUGGAGGAGGAGACUCCUUUGCAAGAACUUCUGAAAGUUGGGAGCUCAAUGGACUUCUCCUCCGCAUUCAGGCUGUCUUUUGUGCGGUGCAUUCAGCACCACCGAUACAUAGUGGCGGCACUGAAGAAAAUUGAGCGUUUCUACAGUCCCAUAUGGUUCGUGAAGAUUGGCGAAGUCACCUUCCUCAUGUGCCUGGUAGCCUUCGUGUCCACGAAGAGCACCACGGCCAACUCAUUCAUGCGAAUGGUCUCCUUGGGCCAGUACCUGCUCCUGGUUCUCUACGAGCUCUUCAUCAUCUGCUACUUCGCGGACAUCGUUUUCCAGAACAGCCAACGGUGUGGUGAAGCCCUCUGGCGAAGUCCUUGGCAGCGACAUUUGAAGGAGGUUCGCAGCGAUUACAUGUUCUUCAUGCUGAAUUCCCGCAGGCAGUUCCAGCUUACGGCCGGAAAAAUAAGCAAUCUAAACGUGGAUCGUUUCAGAGGGACUAUUACUACUGCCUUCUCGUUUCUCACCUUGCUGCAAAAGAUGGAUUCACGAGAAUAAAAAUAGACUACGGGUUUUCAUAAGAUUAGUGAAAUAAUGA